Messenger RNA from Antechinus flavipes (yellow-footed antechinus), 4721 nucleotides. It is a transcript of the gene MTHFR, whose product is annotated as methylenetetrahydrofolate reductase. The transcript is spliced from 12 exons. NCBI's taxonomy places the organism in Eukaryota, Metazoa, Chordata, Mammalia, Dasyuromorphia, Dasyuridae. Gene Ontology annotation, biological process: tetrahydrofolate interconversion. Gene Ontology annotation, molecular function: methylenetetrahydrofolate reductase [NAD(P)H] activity; FAD binding. Bases 414 to 2687 code for a protein of 757 amino acids. The record is from RefSeq and is a predicted model, not a curated record. Gene Ontology annotation, cellular component: cytosol.
GGUUUCCUCGGGGUCGGGCUGAAAUCUGUCGGUUGUCCCUGACUUGUGGCCACGUUUAGGCAAAAAUCCUGGAUCUCAGGCGCAGUGUGCCAACAUUUACUGGGCACUGGUUAAAUCAACAAAUCAGCAGGCGGGUAUUAGUCCGUUACUAUGGGCCAGGUACUGUGCCUUGCGCUCGGGUACCAGGACAAUCCCAAAGUGCCCUAAACAAACAGACUCUGGUGGCUCCACGAGGCCUGUGGCUGGGCGCCUCGUCUCCGAUUCUUUCCUCCUCCCCACCCCCCAUCAUUCCAAGAAAUAGCAAAUGUUUCUUGGAAACGACAAGGGCCAAUCCGGCCGCUUCCUCCUUGGAGCGGCUGCCCCCAGCCUUAAGGAGCCUUCUCCAGGGUCGGCAGCUCGCGGGGCCCCACCACAUGCUUUUCCCCCGGAGGUUUCUCCUCUUCCUCGCCCCUCCCCCUCCUCUCCUGGCUUCAGCCCCGCCCCUCCUCCCCUGCCCCCUCCCCCUCGGGCCUGGCUCUUGCUGGGAGCUCUUCCUUUGUCACUGCUCCGCCCCGGCCGGCCCAGCCCAGCUGGAAGGACUGUCUCCCCGCUCCUUGCCCAUCGCUGUCGCGGCUGAGCUGCCAUACAUGUUACAUCCCAGAGCCAGGGUCCCGCCGCACGGGCACGGCUGUUGGUCUCCGGGAAGGGGGUCCCGGCGGACCGGCAGCGUGUGCUUCUCCGUUCCCCCUUCUAUCAGCUGCAGGACUCCGGCCAUGGUGAGCGAAGGCAGGACGAGCGGCUCCUCGGAGGGCAGCAGUAGCGGCAGCGAAGGCUCCCAAGACGGCUCCCGCUGUCCCACUCCCGUGCUGGACGCCGAGCGACACGAGCGCCUGCGGGAGAAGAUGCACCGGAGGAUAGAAUCGGGGGACAAGUGGUUCUCCCUGGAGUUCUUCCCUCCGCGGACUGCGCAGGGAGCAGUCAACCUCAUCUCUAGGUUUGACCGCAUGGGGGCAGGUGGCCCCCUCUUUGUGGACGUAACCUGGCACCCGGCAGGGGAUCCUGGCUCAGACAAGGAGACCUCAUCCAUGAUUAUCGCCAACACAGCUGUAGACUACUGUGGCCUGGAGACGGUCCUGCACAUGACUUGCUGUCACCAGACCCAGGAAGAGAUUACCGGCCACCUGCACAAGGCCAAGAGGCUGGGCCUAAAGAAUAUCUUGGCAUUGCGAGGAGAUCCCAUUGGGGAUGAGUGGGAGGAAGAAGAAAAUGGCUUCAGCCAUGCCGUGGACCUGGUGAAACACAUCCGCAGUGAGUUUGGUGACUACUUUGACAUCUGUGUAGCAGGUUACCCCAAGGGCCACCCAGAAGCGGCAAGCUUCGAGGAGGACCUUCAGCACCUGAAGGAGAAGGUGUCUGCGGGGGCCGACUUCAUCAUCACGCAGCUCUUCUUCCAGGCGGACACCUUUUUAAAUUUCACCAAAGCCUGUGCAGCCAUAGGCAUCACGUGCCCCAUCCUCCCAGGAAUCUUCCCCAUCCAGGGCUACCACUCCCUGCGGCAGCUGGUGAAGCUCUCCAAGCUGGAGGUGCCGCAGGAGAUCAAAGACGUGAUCGAGCCCAUCAAGGACAACGAUGCUGCCAUCCGCAACUACGGCAUCGAUCUGGCCGUGGCCAUGUGCCAGGAGCUGCUGGCCAGCGGCUCGGUCCCCGGCCUCCACUUCUACACCCUCAACCGGGAGGUGGCCACCGUGGAGGUGCUGAAGAGGCUGGGCAUGUGGAACGAAGAUCCCAGGCGUCCUCUGCCAUGGGCCGUCAGCGCCCACCCCAAACGCCGGGUCGAGGAUGUCCGACCCAUCUUCUGGGCCUCCAGACCCAGGAGCUACAUCUACCGCACGCAGGCCUGGGAUGAAUUUCCCAAUGGCCGCUGGGGAAACUCCUCGUCCCCGGCCUUUGGGGAGCUGAAGGACUACUACCUCUUCUGCCUGAAGAGCAAGUCCCCCAAGGAAUUGCUGCUGAAGAUGUGGGGGGAGGAGCUGACGAGCGAAGAAAGCGUCUUCCAGGUGUUCACCCACUACCUGUCUGGAGAAGCCAAUGGGAGCGGCCACAAAGUGACCUGUUUACCUUGGAACGACGAGCCUCUGGCCGCCGAGACCAGCCUGAUGAAGGAGGAGCUGCAGAAGGUGAAUCGCAGAGGCAUCCUCACCAUCAACUCCCAGCCCAACAUCAACGGGAAGCCGUCCACCGACCCCGUCGUGGGCUGGGGCCCCAGCGGCGGCUACGUCUUCCAGAAGGCCUAUCUGGAGUUCUUCACCUCCGGUGAAACGGUGGCGGCUCUUCUCCAGGUGCUGAAGAAGUACGAGCUCCGAGUCAAUUACCACAUUGUCAACGUCAAGGGUGAAAACGUCACCAACGCCCCCGACCUCCAGCCCAACGCCGUGACCUGGGGCAUCUUCCCUGGGCGGGAGAUCAUCCAGCCCACCGUGGUGGAUCCCGUCAGCUUCAUGUUUUGGAAGGAUGAGGCCUUUGCCCUAUGGAUUGAGCAAUGGGGGAAACUGUAUGAAGAGGAAUCCCCCUCUCGGAUGAUCAUCCAGUAUAUCCACGACAACUAUCACCUGGUCAACCUAGUGGAUAACGAGUUCCCCUUGGACAACUGUUUGUGGCAGGUCCUAGAAGACACCUUUGAGCUCCUCAGCCGGCCUGACCCUCAGUGAGAGACGGGGAAGCUCAGGGGCCUGGAACCGUCCCCAUUGCCCUCCUCAGCCUGACCCCUGAGCUCCCCAGGCGUCCUCUCCCCUGUCCCCCCGCCUCCUCCGAGGAUUCUCCAGUGUUCUCUUCUCCAUCCCAUCCCGUCCCCCUCGCCCUGGCUCCCAUCGCCUCCUCAGGGUGGCAGUGACUGGUUACCCCUCCGUGCUUGGAUUCGCCCCGAGUCCGCACUCGAGGCCUGUGGGAUUUCCCCCACACCCUAUGCUAUUUCCCCCUUUUGUUGGGGAGUAACUCCGUCCUGCAACAUACCGGCUCCAGGCCGUGGAGAACCAAUGGCUCAGUUCUCCUGGUGAGGGGAAGUGAGCCUGAACACUGGGCCGGAGUGAGCCAGCCGGCCUGCCAAAGAACUGGCCACGGGCAGGUUCAGUCCCAGACGUACCCGGGAAUGCCCCGCCGCCUCCCAGGGAGGCUGGGCUUUGCCUCAGUUUCCCCCUCUGUGAAAGCAGAGUGAGCGCUAACUCUUCUGCCUCUCUAGGCUGUCAGGGCAGCCAUGGAGCAAUCCUUCCCUUCCCCUGGAGCCUUGCUCGAGGCUGCCAUAUUUACUGGCAUUUUUACUUUCUGGACUGGCUGGAAACUCUCAAGGUGGAUUCUCCCUCUCACCUUCCGGAUUCCAGGACUGGCUCUCUCUGCACUACACUAGCCUCAUAAGCUGCUUUGUUUCCAGACUCCCCGUUUGAAACAAAAUGCCUUAUGGGGUUUCAAGCUACUCCAAAGCAUUUAUAGGGGCCCUUUUUUUUCCUCUUCAGGGGUCAUAGGAGGUAGAGGAGGAGAAGAGCUAUGACCCUUAAGGGCAAAGGGGUCAAUCUAGACCAAAAGGAACCAGUCACGUGGCUGGGCAGCUUUGGGGCCCCUCGUUUCCUUCCCUGCUGGGCCCGCCAGCAUUCUCUCAGGGGGCCUUUUGACUGACCCUGGCUGAUAUCUGCUGCUUUUUUAUACCUCUUUAUCUACUAUGCUCAGGUCUGACCCACUCCAUCUUUUUCCUUCCUCUCCUCAAGUUUGUCUUGUGUGUGAAUGAGUAUCAGCAACUAGCACUUUCCAUGCCGCGAGGGUCAAUCGUGCAAUCUGGCAGCUACAGGGUUAAGGGAAGGGCCUCUCUCUGCCCUCCCCACCCCCACUCCACCCCACCCCCUCCCCUUCUAGAACUGAGACCAGCUGUCUUAGAGCCAGUGCUAGGUCAGCAGAAAGAAACCCUGGCUAGGGAGGAAAGCGGGGUGGACAGAAGGAAACUUGCAGCAAAGCAGAACCUGGGAAGGGUGACCCCCAACUCCAGCCAGCACCGACCCUAGAGGUGGGGGCUCCCCAGAUCACAGUGGGGGGAUUUUGGUGGCCAUUUUAGACCAGCAGCCUACACAGGAUCCCCUUAGACUCGCAGGGGUCCUCAAACUUUUUAAAUAAGGGGCCAGUUCCCUGUCCCUCAGACUGUUGGAGGGCCAGACUAUAGUAAAAACAAAAACUUUGUUUUGUGGGCCUUUAAAUAAACUUCUUAGCCCUGGGUGAGGGGGAUAAACGUCCUCAGCUACAGCAUCUGGCCCGUGGGCCGAAGUUUGAGGACCCCUGCGAGAGCAUCCCAAGUUCUGCUUACAAGCCCAGACCAUUUGGAAGUCUGUCUGGGCUGCAGUCGCCUAGCCUUUGGGGCGAGUUUAAAUCCCCCUGGAGCCAGGGCAGCCAGCUCUUCUCUCCCCUCCCCCUCUCUGAGGCUCAUUCCUUCUCUACAUAAAAGCAUUUGAAGGUAGUUAUGUUCUGGAUCCCCAAGUUUUCGGUUUUUUCUAUCACAUGGCAAGUUUCUGGUCCCCUCCGGUUAAAGGUCACACCUAUAAACUGAAAUACAUUGCUCCAAAUCUGGCCCAGAGUAGGCUGGGCUCUCCAAUGCAGGGCACAGACUCGACCUAGAAGAAGGCUGGGAAAGGAAUAGUCCUUUAUUGUCUGUCAAAGGCAGGGUUUCUGCCCUGAGGCUGUUUUUCAUUAAAACUUUAUCAGAUAAA